AUGUAUGCACAUUAUAUUUGUCAGCCCGACAAUCGAACAGAAAAAAUUAGCGAAGGCCGGUUCCUAAAGUGCGUGAUUUCUCUCGCGUGCGACGGUAUCGAUGCAAUGAAGCCUCGAACCUUGGCACCAAUGCCUCUACUGAAGAGAAGCUUGGCGUGGCUGCUCGCUGAACUUUUUGAUGGGGAACAAAGCCAGGUGGGAGGGAAACAAGAUAUUUAUACUUGGAGGGAUACGGCCGAAAUGUGGGUGAUUUGCGCUGUCAUAACUGCCUUGAAUUUUGAGGAUUCUGUAAUCGAAGCUCUCCUUCAACAAUGCAAGACCGGAGACGUAGCCGAAUUUGAAACUUUCGAGAUAGCGAUUUCACCCUGUUUUACCGCUAUCUUUGCUCGAGAAGUAGGAGCUAUCGUCCUUACAAUUUUAUGCGCUUCAGUCAUUUCUAUAGCGGCAUAUCCAGGUCUUGGGAGGUAUAUGCCCCCAAGUGACCCAGACGACUACCUAGAAAUUGCAAAGUAUGCGACACAGAAGAAACCCCAAGAACCGAUCCCUAAACCACCUUCUUCCAACCGACCUCAAGUCAACACAAACUUUAGAGUGAAGCUUGUCAAUCAUAUUCCUUCAAUGAAGUCUUCAGAGGUCACUCCCGCAAGUGAAAUUAUCAAACCUAGACCUAUGUACAAGUAA
Messenger RNA from Melampsora larici-populina 98AG31, 681 nucleotides. RefSeq lists its product as uncharacterized. The coding region runs from base 1 to 681 and encodes 226 amino acids. NCBI's taxonomy places the organism in Eukaryota, Fungi, Basidiomycota, Pucciniomycetes, Pucciniales, Melampsoraceae. The record is from RefSeq and is a predicted model, not a curated record. The transcript is spliced from 4 exons.